UGUGCUCUCUUAUCAGAUCUAUAUUUCUAUAUUUUAUAUGACAAGUGUGUUUAUAUUCUGUACGAGAGAUCAGCAUGCAGGAGGAAUGCAAGCUAAUCGUGGCGCAGCUGAUGCCGCAGUUGACAAAACUAUUGCUGGAAACCGACGAGAAGGAUGACACCUAUGCCUACUGCCUGGAGUACGCAGUGGCCCGCGUGGAGAGCUAUGCGAAACCCUUGAACAGCGCCGAGCGUGUCUGGAACAAUUUGGCCGACUUUGUGGAUCGGUAUCUGUGUGAGCAGCUGCCCAUACUAGCCGAUACCAUUAAGACACUGGCCAAUGUGAUAAUCGAUGACAAGAGCAUCACGGAAGACCUGAAGGUGGCGCUGCUCGACUUUCUGCUGUCCGUUAACUAUAAGGCGUUCCGCUCGGCCCGCAUUCAUUACGAGCACUGCAUGACACGCCGCAAGGAAAUACUCGAAACACUGACGGCGUCCCAGGCCAGCUCGGAUACGCCACGCGAAUUCAAUUUGGCCACAUUUAGGCACACGCUGGACAGUAAACUGUCGAGCUGUCGCGAUGCGGUGCCCAAGCAAGAGCAGACCGAGGCCUCCACCUCGAGAACGAUCAGCGCCCAAACAUUGCAGACGCGCCGCAUGAACGAACUGGUGCCGACCAAAAAUUAUACCAGCAUGGUGACCCGAGCUAACGCCGCAUACGCCCAGCAGCCGGAGGAGCCGCGGCCCGGUCCCGUCGACUGCAAUACGUUGGCUCGCUGCAGCGAGGUUGGCGCCAAGUGUCGCUUUGCCGUGGCCUACGGCAGCUAUUUGCGGCGCAGGUUCAACAAUGCGACCGAGAACCUGCAGCUGUACGGCGAGGAGGGUUUUGUCAUGCGCGAAAUAUUGGGCAUGUUCUUUCUACCCGGCGACUGUCACAACUUUAAAGUGGUCAAUCAUUUGCUUCAGCUACGCCCAAAUAUAAUUAGCGAUACGGCCAGCGAGCAGCUGGUGCUAGAGAAGUUCGUCAAGCCGAUGCAGUACAUGCAAAUGCUGCACUUGUACAUCAAUAGCUGCGAAACGCCCUACACGAACGGGGAGCGUCUGUUGAUACUGAACAGUUUGACCGGCGCACUGCGACGCCUGGUCAAGCCCGUGGUGGAAUCGCUGACGCAGUUCGAACGCAGCCUGGACACAGAUGAGGGCAACCAGCUGAGCUUACGCGACUUUCGACGUGCCACCAAGCGCAGCUUUAUGCGUCUGGAGCUGCUGUGGAGCCUUGCCGCGGCCACCUACAUCUCCUAUCCGGAGGAGUUCGGCCAGGAGCCGCACUCACGCAGCCAGCACAUAUUCUGCAGCCUGGUCGAGCUGUCCGCCCAGACGUCCACGGCCGAGGAGCAGGAGCGACGCGCCUAUUCCGCAGCGCUGCUGUUGCAUGUGCUGCACGUGCUCUGCCGCUUCCUGGACAACUGGUGGCAGCUGGGCGAAUUCAACGAUUGGCACGAAGAGUUUCCGGUGCAGCGUCUCGAGCACAACGGACGCACGGAAUAUGUGAUGCGCACCUUCGACAACGGACAGCCCUAUAUGAAAAUCUGUCCCGUCUAUCAGCUGAUCGAGCGCCAUGUUGUGGCCGCAGGCGCAGCACUCGCUGCGCUUUACGAUUCGAAGCGUUUGCCGGACUUUGUGAGCGCGCACGAGACCCUGCUGGGGCAGAGUCUGCACCACGCGCUGGUCAAGUCCGUGCACGGACAGCUGCAGUACUACCAGAAGCUAUCCACGAGUAGGUGCAGCACCGGCGUCGAGGUGCCCGACAUAUUCUGGCAGCUGAAUUCUACGGAGGACGAGCAGCUGCGCUGCCUCUACUAUGUAUACCACCAGGAGACGCAUCUGGAUGAGACUCAGCCGGGCUGCUGCAGCAUCGAUGAGCUGCUGAGCAGCUGCCAGAGCUGCGUGGUCUACGCGCCGCUGGACGAGCUCAUCUGCCAGACGCUGGAACGUCAUUUGGAGCAGCGCGCCACGCUGCUCAACAGCUAUUUGGGCCAUCUGAUCAGGGACCAGAUGCAGCUGGUCCAGCUGCUGCAGCAGCUGCGUGCGGUCUAUCUGCUGCUCCACUUCGAGCAGUUUGCACAGCAAUACGAGCUGGCUGUUGGCAGCCUGGAGCGCGGCCUCAGCGCUGAGGCAGCCGAGCAGCUGCAGAGCAUCUUAGACAUGCAGAAUCUCCGGCCGAACUAUCCGUUUUACGUGCACGUGCCCGGCGCCAAGGUAGAGCAGCUAACACUGCACUACAGCUACGACAUUGCGCUGACUAGCAUCAUUACGGAGCCGCAGCUAAGAUGCUACAACGCCGCCUUCCGCCUGCGACUGCAGCUGCAUGUGGCUGUGCACCGGCUGCAGCAGCUGCCCCAGCUGCCGGACGAUCAAGAGGUCAGCGAAUCUCUGCUGCAACUGCAGCAAUCGGUGCUGCAUGCGCUGCACCAGCACUUCCGGCUGCAGCAGCUGCAGCGGGCCGCUGAGCUGUGCGACGAGCGGCUGCAGCGGCGCGAGAGGCUCUCCUAUAUGCAGGCGACGCACCAGGCUUUUGUGCAGACCAUGUCGGCCAGCCUGCAGCUAAGCGAAGCCAACUCCGGGGAGGAAAUGUGCGAGCUCUUGGCCAUGGCACGCAUUGUUGUCUGCCUUUGGCGACGCGUCGCCUACACACUGGCCCACAACAUGACGCGCGGGGACCUGGGCAAGUUUGAGUCGUAUUAUCAGAGGCGCAAUUUGGGCUAUUUGGGCAGUGUUAAUAAGUCCUCGGAGGCAAUGCGUUACCUAACUUUGUUGCCGCACUUUAACUAAAAGCGACAAGCUCUAAAAUCUGUUGAAAUUUUGUUCUUCAGUCGGAAUAGUUGUCAGUUUUUAUAAAUUUUCAGGCUGUGUCCGUUUUGUGACAAAAACCGCAAAUUAAAUCGUUUGGGUGCCGCGGCACAAUUUAUUUGUUGCCGUAAACGACACGCCCACACACUCACAGCAGCCGCCCCCAUUUUAAACUGGAAAUUAAAAAAAAAAAAUAAAUCUCACACAAAAUUAGAGCUGCCAGCAGGCAAAGCUCUGCAUAUACCAAAUCACAUGCAGCGACCAAAAUUAUUCAACGGAUUUUGCGGCCGCAGCGGUUACUGAAUACACACUUGCACACACACACGCACACACACUCGCACACGCACACGCGCUUUCAAUCUGGCCGGCAUCGCUCACACUUUUGGCCAUAAAUUGCUAGCGCCUUGUUGGCCAAUAAAUACA
Messenger RNA from Drosophila novamexicana, 3251 nucleotides. RefSeq lists its product as uncharacterized. The transcript has a single exon. NCBI's taxonomy places the organism in Eukaryota, Metazoa, Arthropoda, Insecta, Diptera, Drosophilidae. Gene Ontology annotation, cellular component: equatorial microtubule organizing center; gamma-tubulin complex; centrosome. Gene Ontology annotation, molecular function: microtubule minus-end binding; gamma-tubulin binding. Gene Ontology annotation, biological process: cytoplasmic microtubule organization; microtubule nucleation; meiotic cell cycle. The record is from RefSeq and is a predicted model, not a curated record. The coding region runs from base 75 to 2810 and encodes 911 amino acids.